AUGCGAGGCAAGCUCGGGGGAUUUUACCAGCUGCUUGUGGUGGCGUGGCCCUUGUUGGAGAUCCUUGCUGCGCUGGAUGUGAAGGACAUCCAGGUGUGCUCCUUGCUCAGACAUUCUUCGGACGCCACUGAUGCAUGUCAUUCAGACAGCAAGAUGCUGCAAAGGAGGUCAAGUUCUAUUCGCGUUGCAGGAUUGCAAGACCAACGCGUGGAAGCCAUUGUGGUUUUUGGACGCGAGGACCGGGUUCGAAUCUUGGAUACGUAUUUGCAGAGGAAUCUGCGCAAGAAUGGAGGAGUCAUCGACAAGGUGCAUUUCGUUGUAUUUGCAGCCAUGAGGGACGAUUUGGAAUACUUGCAGCAGUUGAUCGAGCAAAACGCUCCGUGGUAUACGUAUCCAGUGGUCACCGGCAGGCGCUUGGCAAAAAUCUAUUCCGUAUGCAACGAUCCGGAUACCGUCUACUUGAAGAUUGACGAUGACAUGGUCUACAUCUCAGAUCAGGCCAUUGCAGAAAUGGUGCGGGAGCGACUUCGCAAUCGUUGCGGACUGGUGUCAGCCAACGUCAUCAAUCAUGCAAUCCUGUCGGCGGUCCACCAGGACAUCGGCGCCCUCCGCCACUUCUUCCCCACUGACCAGGACACUGGAUCCAUGCAACCUUGGAUUCGAAACGAUGAUGCUCUUCCCAUCAUGGCUAUUGAGAAGAAGUCGCAAAGUCAAUGCGUUUGGUCCACCUGGCAGUGUGCGGCAUGGAUGCACGAAAGUUUCCUGUCACGAGUGGCAGAUGGCACUGAAUGUGCGUACGACUUUGGGUGGCACGACUUUCAUGCCAGUGGCCAUGGGCAUUUCGAUGGGUCCCGCUUUCUGCCGCUGCCACACACCAGAUGGAGCAUCAACAUGGUUGCGUUCAAGGCUGAGGACGUCGUGGAUGCGGUGCCGGAAGACUUGGCGGAGGACGACGAGAAAGAGCUCUCGGUUGUUCAUCCUGCAAGGCUGGAGAAGCGCUCCUGUGCUGUGGGAGCGGCGCUUGCAGCACAUUUUUCGUACUCUCGCCAAGAAGAUGGGCUUCUUGAGAACACGCGCUUGUUGGCAAGGUAUCAGAAGCUUGCAGAACAAGUUGAGCUGAAAGCUUGA
Messenger RNA from Symbiodinium pilosum, 1128 nucleotides. NCBI's taxonomy places the organism in Eukaryota, Dinophyceae, Suessiales, Symbiodiniaceae. The record is from the annotation of a GenBank genome assembly.